Messenger RNA from Malaclemys terrapin pileata, 2568 nucleotides. RefSeq names its product complement factor I (gene CFI). Gene Ontology annotation, cellular component: membrane. The transcript is spliced from 15 exons. The coding region runs from base 430 to 2289 and encodes 619 amino acids. The record is from RefSeq and is a predicted model, not a curated record. NCBI's taxonomy places the organism in Eukaryota, Metazoa, Chordata, Testudines, Emydidae. Gene Ontology annotation, biological process: proteolysis. Gene Ontology annotation, molecular function: serine-type endopeptidase activity; protein binding.
UAUGCUCCAAGAAGGCACAUAACUCAAAGGAGGCACAUACAUAAACAAUUAACUAGUGUGGAAGCAAUGGAAGCAGCCUGAGCAUUUCAAUGGUAUUCUUUGGCAAAAGUCAGCAGUGGAACCAAUGAUUGUGACUUAGGGCAUAGAAAAAUAAACUCCUAAUGGGAUCCUCCUUUUAAUGAUUUACUUUAAAGACUUUACUUUUGUUAUCUUGUAUUGCAGUUACGGUAAAAAACGUUGGAUUGAGGCAGGAUCCUUAUGAAGAGUUCAAAAUUAUCUGUAAAUCUAGAGGUUCUUGCACUUUAUUUCUAAACAACCUUUUUAAAUAUUUUACUAAUGGUUAAAAAUUAAUCACAGACAAAUACCUAAGGCUAAAAAGAAUCAGACACAGAGAAAUUCCUCUAGCUAGCUAGAGAAAAACUCUUCAUCAUGAAAAUAUUACUAGUUCUCUUGAUUUUUUCAUGCUUCUUCUUUUGUGGAUUACAGCACAGAGCCUCUGAAGGUGAAGAGCUAUCUCAGUCAAAUCAGCAAGAGACAUUCCUGAUAAAAGAAUGCUUAAAUAAUAAGUACACACAUAACGCUUGUAAGAAAGUUUUCUGUCACCCAUGGCAGAGAUGUGUUGGAGGAAGUUGUAUUUGCAAGCUUCCCUACCAAUGCCCAAGGAAUGUCACCUGGGUUUGUUCUACCAAUGGAAGGACAUUCCAAAAUUAUUGUCAGCUAAAGGCCUAUGAAUGCCAGCACCCACACGAGAAGUUUCUGAGUAAAGCAAAGUGCACGCCUUCAGAAAAAUUUGAAGUUUCUUUGGACUAUGCAGAUUCAGAAUCAGAGGGUCUUAUUCAAGUAAAGCUUGUGAAUCAUACUGAGAAGUUAUUUAUAUGUAACAGUGAGUGGAGUAUGAAUGAAGCAAAUGUUGUCUGCAGACAUCUUGGUUUUAAAACAGGAGCUGAACAUCACAAAAAGACAUUCGAAGUCCCAGAAUCUGCCUUAACUUCAUCUCAAUGUCUUCAUACUACUUGCAGAGGGCUAGAGACUAGCCUGGCGGAAUGUACUUUAAGCGAGAGAUCAAAUAUUAAUAGUAACGAGGAUUUUGCUAGUCUUGUGUGCCAUAAAGAAUAUAGAGAAUGUUUAUCAACUGAAUUCCGUUGUGUCAACAAUAAAUGCAUUCCUUUACAUGAAACCUGUAAUGGAAUCAAUGACUGCGGAGACCUAAGUGAUGAAAUGUGUUGUAAAGCAUGCAAAGGCAACAGUUUCCAUUGUAACUCCGAUGUGUGUAUCCCAACUAAGUACCUCUGUAACAGGGAACUGGACUGCCUUGCAGGAGAGGAUGAAUCUCAAGCUCGCUGUGGAGGUGAGCAAAAGCCAAAGCCAAAAGUUCAAGGACAUUCACAUUCAAAGGCUAGCAUUCAAGAACAAAAAGAAGACACCUCAACUUCCAGUAUGAAUGGAGAACAACAUGUCCAAAAUUCUAAUAUAGAUGAAGAAAGGAAAACAUUAAAGACCUUGUUGCCUCAGUUAAAGUGUGGUGUUACAAACCACCCAGUAACUCGACGGAAGCGAAUCAUAGGAGGAAACACUGCUACAAAGGGUGAAUUCCCUUGGCAAGUGGCAAUUAGAGAGGGUAGUGGUACAGUGAACUGUGGAGGAAUUUAUAUCGGUGGCUGUUGGAUUCUGACUGCUGCACAUUGUGUCAGAAAAAGUCGAGUUAAUCAGUAUCGGAUAUGGACUGGAAUAUUAGAUACAAUCGUCUAUAAUCAAGAGAUAGAUACUUUUAGAUUAAACCAAGUGAUAAUCCAUGAAAACUAUAAUGCCUCAAACUAUCUGAAUGACAUUGCUUUGUUGGAGAUGAAAAGUAAUGACAAAGGAAAACCAUGCACACUAGCAUACAGCAUACCUGCCUGUGUUCCCUGGUCAGAAUAUCUGUUCAGAUCUGGACAUCAAUGCAAGGUUUCCGGCUGGGGACUAGCAGACGGUUAUACCAAACAAUUUGUUCUUCGAUGGGGCAACAUUAAUUUAUUUCCAAACUGUUCAGAUAUCUAUAAAGAGCGCUUUUUUGACGAAAUGGAAUGUGCAGGUACCUUUGAUGGUUCCAUAGAUUCCUGUAAAGGUGAUUCAGGAGGACCCUUGGUCUGUAUGGAUUCAAAUAAUAGGGCAUAUGUGUGGGGUAUUGUGAGUUGGGGUGAAAACUGUGGAGUUCAAGGAUUCCCUGGAGUUUACACAAAAGUAGCCAAAUACUUUGAUUGGAUUAGCCGUCAUGUGGGAAGGUCCGUUAUUUCUCUAUAUAAUGUGUGAAGCUUUGGGAACUAAAUACUACAUUCUCAGCACCUACACACAAAAAAGAAAAUUAGUUCUACCUUAGAAUCAGCAGUUUUAUUACAUACUUGCAAUUUUUGGAAGAAAUGUUUAAACAAAUAUUUGAAAAUGCUAUUAGUGUUCUAUAAAUGUAAUGAUUCUUGUAGAAAGUGUUUUGUACUAAAAUUAGUUCACUGCAAGAUUCUCUAAUAAAUGCGUGUAUACUAUAAGGAAAUUAAAACAUCUGAUUUGGGGGGGGAUAUUACAUUUCAUGUUUGU